Molecule: messenger RNA, 1728 nt
Organism: Camellia sinensis
Lineage: Eukaryota; Viridiplantae; Streptophyta; Magnoliopsida; Ericales; Theaceae
Source: RefSeq, a predicted model, not a curated record
AUGUGUUUUACCUCAAAGCAAGAAGUGUACAUAUUUUAUGCCAAAUAUGCUAAACAUGUUGGGUUUUCUAUAGCUUGUAAAACACAAGUUAUUGGCGAUGAUGGGGAAUUAAGAUACUUUGAAAUUGAAUGUUCUCGAUCGGGGAAGAGAAUUAAAAAAUCAGAAGUAAACCCUUUAAAGCCAUCUCUGUCCACAAAAAUUGAUUGCAAAGCAAGGGUACGAGCAAGCCUACAAACGGAUGGGAGAUUUAUGUUAACCACAGUUAACCUUGAGCAUAAUCAUGACUUGAUCCCCACCGACUCACGCCAUUUUGCAAUGAAUAAGAAAAUCCUUAGUCCUGUGAAGAGAAGAUUAGAAAUUAAUGAUCAAGCAGGGAUUGGGGUGUUUAGGAAUUAUAACUCAAUGGUUGUUGAAGCUGGGGGUUAUGAGUCUUUAACAUUUGAUGAACGAGAUGCAAGGAAUUACAUUGAGAGAGCUAGAAAAUUGAGGCUUGGAGAAGGAGAUUCCGAUGCACUUCAAAAGUAUUUUUUGAGAAUGCAUGCACAAAAUUCGAGUUUCUAUUAUAUGAUUGAUGUCGAUACUGACUUUCGCAUAAGAAACUUGUUUUGGGCGGAUACAAUGAGUCGGACGGCUUAUGAAGAAUUUGGAGAUGUUGUUUCAUUUGACACAACUUACCUCACUAAUAAAUAUGAUAUGCCAUUUGCUCCGUUUGUAGGAGUUAACCACCAUGGACAGUCGAUUUUGCUUGGCUGUGGCCUAUUAUCUAGCGAAGACACUGAUACAUUUGUUUGGCUAUUCAAAUGCUGGUUAAAUUGCAUGCCAGAUCAUCCUCCAAAAGCUAUAAUAACUGAUCAGUGCAAAGCUAUGCAAAAGGCUAUAGAAAUAGUCUUCCCCAAUGCUCGACAUCGAUGGUGUUUAUGGCAUAUCAUGAAGAAGAUUCCGGAGAAGUUGAAAGGGUAUUCCCAAUAUGAAUCCAUGAAGAUGGAUUUGCAAAAUGCAGUCUAUGGCACUUUCACAAAAGAUGAAUUUGAGAUGAAAUGGAAAGAGAUGAUUGCAAAAUUCAAUCUUUAUGAGAAUCAGUGGUUGGGGGUGUUAUAUGAUGAGCGACAUCGAUGGGUUCCUGUCUAUGUCAAAGAUAUUUUUUGGGCUGGCAUGUCAACGACACAACGAAAGAAAGAGAAGAAAGCUGACUUCAAGUCUCGGCACAAAGUCUUUGAUUGCCUAACUGUGUAUGGUUUUGAGAAACAAUUUCAGGAUGCGUACACCAAUGCAAAAUUCAAAGAAGUUCAAGCUGAGAUGAAGAGGCUAGUUUAUUGUCAACCGUUUCUUGUCAAAGAAGAGGGUUCAAUUUGUACAUAUUUUGUGAAGGAAGCUGUGGUAGUUUUUGGGAAGAUGAAACAUGUGGACUUCGUUGUCUAUUAUAAUUCGACUGAAUUUGAUGUGCAAUGGAAAAUAAAACUUAUUGACCGUGGGUUGGAUGAAAUCAAGACGAAAGUGAUGAAAGAUGAUGAAGGUGGUGGGAGUAAUGUAGUACCUUCAACUAGUAAUGUACCACCUAUUACUAGUAAUGUCCCAUCUUCCCCGAUUGGCAACAUUAAUAGAAAGGGUACUAAAGUGAUUGGAGGUGAAGGUGAAGGUCAAUGUCAAUAUCAACCUGAACGUAAUGUACGUAGAGAGCUUUAUCCUUAUAUGGUUGGCAUGGAAAAUAGUAUGUGUGUGCCGAUUUAA